Molecule: messenger RNA, 3367 nt
Organism: Dermochelys coriacea (leatherback sea turtle)
Lineage: Eukaryota; Metazoa; Chordata; Testudines; Dermochelyidae
Gene: C2H6orf52
Product: chromosome 2 C6orf52 homolog
Exons: 9
Coding region: 2312-3109 (265 amino acids)
Molecular function (GO): RNA binding
Source: RefSeq, a predicted model, not a curated record
CACCGGGGGAAUCCGCCCGUGGGACCGUUGCGGGUCGGGUCACUGCCCUCGGGGUCAAACGGCCGCCCGGGGUCAGUGGGUGGAAAAAAUCCCCCCCCCCCCUUCACUGACCCUUUCAACGCUUCUGCCCGGGGCUCUCUGCGCCUUGGCCACGCCGCACAAAUCCCGUCACACGCACACCACAGGCAGCGGCUUCCCCGCCCCUCCCCCCUGCUCUACCCAGCCCCACUGAGCCUCGCCCAAGCACCCACCCCUACACAUCCCGAGCGCGACCCCUCUGUUUUACUGUCUAGUGACGUACAGCUUCGAGGUCUUAAACGUGCCUCUGGAUAUUUGAUUCAUUGGCCACGGUUUUUCCAUUUUACUAUAAAAUCGGAGAAAAGAAUUGGCAUUAAGGAUAUUUAUGCAACAUUAAUCUCAUAAUGGUCGGGUUUUUUUUUUUUUUAAAUGGUCAUAUUUUUAAAAAUCUUUCCUUCAUGCUACUGCCUGAAAAAGUUAGGCCUGGUCUACACUAGAAAAGUUUUACUGAUAAGACUGUCAGCGGGUGUGAUUUUCCACCUGUACAGCUAUAAGCCAUAUUGUGGGUGCAGUUAGAUAUGUAUAAAAGUACUUUAUACUGGUAUAGCUUAUUUUGCUUCCCAACCCAGAAUAAGUUAUACUAGUCUAUGCAUUUUGAUACAAAUAUAAUUACAUUCACCCUAUGAUAUUUUUGAUAUUUUAACUACAUGAGUAUAAUUUAAAGAGACAAAACUUUCAGGUAUAUACAAGCCCUUAUGUGCAUGCUUAAAGUUAAACGUGAGUAGUCCCAUUGAGUAGCCCUAUUGGAGUCAAAUACUUGAAGUUAAGCAUGCAAGUCUUUCCAGGAUUGGGACCUUAAUAACUAAAUGUGAAAAGAUCAAAUGACAACUAUCAAGCUCAGAGAAUAAAAUACCAAAAUUAUUGUUUCAUAUAGAAGACCAUGAUAACUGUGAUCAAGAUAUUAUUGCAUCACUUUUUUUUCUGAUACAAUUUUUCUGCGGUCAAAUUGCUUUUUUUAUUGUGCUGCAGCUUGAAUUAAAUGUGCACACAGAGUGAGGAUCAGAAUAAAUUGUGAAGCAGUGCAGCAUUCCUUGUGAAGAAAACUUCUGAACAGUGGCAAACCAGGUAAGAUCAUCUGGUGAGAACAAGUCCAGGUCCACAGUGCUUAGGAGGGAUACUAAACCAUAUCCAGAAUUCUUAGCAAAUAUAAAACUAAAAUAGUUUCUCUGAUUAGGUGGAUUCUAGCCCUGUGCUUCCUUCAGGUAAUUUGCUAAUUAAUUACUCUCCCCUACUCUGGAAACCUAAUUAUAUCAACUGAAGCAGGUUGGGGGACCUGACAUGAAGCAUUAGACUUCCCAUUGUUUAAAAGUGAGGAGGGGCUUGCCUGUAACACUCUCUGAGCAGGAUAUAUGCAAGCACCUACACAGACAUUAAUGUUCUACUUCUAGUAAGUAAUAUUUAUUGAUAAAUACCAAAUGUAUUAACUCUUGGAGCCCUAAGGAUGAGAAUCCUCAUUCUUAAGAUUCUAAGGUGAGGAACGUGACCUGCAUUAACUCUACCAUCAUCUCUCUCCUUCUCUUUUCUUUGUAGUUGCCCUACCUCCUUCCUCUUUUUUGAGUGAGGCAUGCUUUGUGCCUGUUUCUUCUUUGCCCUGCAUCUGGGCAUGAGUUCCCCUGGGCUCCAAACUAGAGUCUAUCUGUUCCUCGCCUGCUUUCCCCUUGCAUCCCAUCUACCAACCUCCUCUUGGUUUUUGGCCUGAGCGAGUGACUGACAACUAGCUGUGAGGAGAGGUGUCUCACUGCUGCAGGAAGGGAAAAGCUUCCAGCAAAAGGGAAGCAGGGCCAAUUGAGGCUCAUUUUAGGCAAGAGUGAUGACCUAGCUGUGCCUUUCAGUCACCCAAAAAAAUGCUACUAGAGUGCUCUAGCACAGUGUUUCUCAACCUUUUUAAAUGCCAGCGACCAGCUUGGUGCUUUCCUAAACUGUGUCAGGAAGAUUUCAGGAACUAGCGCUGGUCCACAGACCGGUCGUUGAGAAACAUUGCUCUAGCAAGUCUUACAGAACACUUAGGUGCAGUCCGGUCCUUAAAGUGAUUAACAUUUAGGAUUGGCCAGUAUCUAAAGGAUAACUGCUUUAUUUUAUUUUAUUUUUUUUAAUUCCAAGAGGAAGCUUUCAAUCCUUUAGCCAGCUUGACAAGUCAGGGGAAUAUGGCUGUUCAUACAAUCCUUUGGCUCUGUUAUUUUUGCCAGGCAUUUUCCCCAGAGGCUGCUUUCCCUCAUGGGAGGCGGAGGGAGAGAUGGGACCCCAGGCUUCUUUCAAGGGCAAGCAGGAUACAAUGGGAAAGCACAAAAGAGAGUCCCUACAAACCUAUAGCUGGUGGAGAGGACCACAGAAAAAACGAAAGAAAAAGAACAAAAUAAAAGCAGGAAGAACAGACUAUGUUAGUGUUGUUAAUCUUCCAAUCAGACCAGAUUUCUCAAUAGUUGUAGGAGAGCUAACUCCUGAAGUGGAUGAUUUUCAACUCUAUGAUUAUUUUGUGAAAAGGUAUCCUACAUGCAUUGACUGCAAAAUAGCCACAGACCUAUUGGGAUACUCCAGGGGGUAUGGCUUUGUCAGAUUUGGUGAACAAGGUGAUCAGAUGAGAGCAUUGCAAGACUGCCAAAAUGCACCAGGUCUAGGUGGAAAACGAAUCCGACUGAGUAUAGGAAUUUCUAAAAGAAUGAAAGCAGAAUUCCAGCGGUAUCAGUCCUAUAACUAUAAUGAUUAUUAUCAAGAUUAUCAGAACUACUACUCACAGUGGGGUUAUGAUCCUUAUGCUGAUUACAACUAUAGCUAUCCUUCCUAUGACAACAUGCAAGCUGUUGGAGAUUCUGUUAUAGGAGACUCAAUUCUGACUCCAGCUGUAUUUGAGGAGACCCCAACUGUAGCUGAAAGCAAUGAUGAACUAAUAACUGAAGAUCCACAGCUCCAUCUGGAUGUUGAUGAAAUGAACAGGCAAUUUAUGGAGAGAAGUGAAGAACUCUAUGACUCACUCAUGAAUUGUCAUUGGCAGCCUCUGGAUACGGUCACCUCUGAAAUCCCUAAUGCUUUCUAAAAGUGUCUUACAUGAAUAUAUAGCAUGACCGUUAUGACCAAGGUGCUAACAUUACAUUUCUUCUACAUUACUCUAGACCAUAAGUUUUAAAGCACAAGGAUGGGUUGUUUUGCUAAGCUUUUGACCGCCUUUGUAAUUUUUGUUCAUCACUCUACUCAUGAAGCAUCUUGAAAUCAUGUAAAUAUUCUAGAAAUGUAAAGAGUUGAAUAGAAUCUCAAGAUAGACUUGCUUGUGUAAAUAAAACCUCGUUUCUGCAAA